AUGGCGCAACCGCGGCUGUUCAUGACCUUUUCCCGCGAGGAAAUCUACACCAACCUCGAGACUCGCAUCCACUACCUCCACAGCUUCAUUGAUUUCAGUAGUAAGGACAUUGAGGCCCUGAUUGGCGGCGCCAAAUAUGUCAAGGCGCUGAUCCCCGCCGUCGUCAACAUCGUCUACAAGAAGCUCCUGCAGUACGAUAUCACGGCCCGCGCCUUCACGACUCGUUCCACCAGCUUCGAGGGCCCGAUGGACGUGCGCCUGACCGAAGACAGCCCUCACAUCCAGCAUAGAAAGAUGUUCAUGCGGGCGUACCUGAAUAAGCUGUGCUCUGACCCCAGCCGGAUGGAAUUCUGGGAGUACCUGGACAAAGUCGGCAUGAUGCACGUCGGUCUGGGCCGAGCGCACCCCCUCCACGUCGAGUACAUCCACCUGGGCAUGACCCUCGCCCUGAUCCAGGACAUCAUGAACGAGGCCAUCCUCUCCCACCCCCGCCUGGCGCUCCCCCGCAAGAUCGCCAUCAUCAAGGCCCUCAACAAGGUCAUCUGGAUCCAGAACGACCUCCUGGCCAAGUGGCAGGUCAAGGACGCCGACGAGUUCCGCAACGACGACGAGGACAUCGUCAUCGAGAAGGAAGGGUAUGUCAACGGCGUCAAGAUCCUCCGCACAGACGACGACGGCAGCAGCGGCGAGGAGUCGCGGCCCGACUCGCCCUCGCGCAUCCCCAGACCGAGCACGACGGGCGUCCACCCAGCGCCCCCGCCGGGCCUGUGCCCCUUCGCAUCCAUGGUGGACGGGCUGGAUCUGGACGGCAAAGAGGUGCCCGCGACGCCUCCCCCCAAGCCCAAGCCGUACGUCGCGCCGCGGCUGGCCGGGUACAAGCCUGAGAACUUUGGCGACGACAAGGUGAAUCCCAACGCGCCGAGGGAGGAGACGGAGCAGCUGGUCGCCCCGGAGGCUUGGUAG
Messenger RNA from Clonostachys rhizophaga, 963 nucleotides. The record is from the annotation of a GenBank genome assembly. Lineage: Eukaryota; Fungi; Ascomycota; Sordariomycetes; Hypocreales; Bionectriaceae.